UGCUGAGGCGCCACUUCUAUCCACCAGCACUUUGUAUGGAUUUGUCUCGAGUGCGCGCUCAGCUGCCAAACCAAGCGAAAGCGGGCAACAAAGAAACAAACAACAACAACUUGGCACAGCUUGCUUGCCUUGCUUGAAGUGUUCAAGUGUGCUGUGCUUGGUUGAGUGGUGAGUGCAGUCGAGAGCGUGAGUGCAUUGGGACGCACGCAGUCAGCCGGAGGCAAGCGGUGACGGCACCGAGUGGAAGCAGUGGUGUAGUGGUCGGUGGUGUAGGACCUGAGGGCAAGCGCACGCGCAGCAGGGCAGUCAGUGGUGCCAGUAGCAACAGGAAGGAUGGCGGAUCGACGCAUGACCUUGGCGGACAAGUACGGCCAGCCGAUGGAAGCCGUGCUGGGCAUGACACAUGGCUUGUUCCGCACAAAGAAGCAGCACAACGUGUCCAUCACAAAAGAAGGCAACCUGGUUGUCCUCAAGACGGCAGACGAGGGCUCAGACGUCCUGCAUGCCAUCCCAUUGAAGGACAUCCAUUCGGCCGGCACGACCUACGACGACGACGAUGAUCGCCUGCAGUUUGUGGUUUGUACAGGCACUGGCUCGUUCACCUUCUUGGCUCCGGACAAGGCCACGCUGAAGCGCUGGGUGCUUGCGCUCAACCCUCCCAGCAGCGGCGGUUCAGAGUCGGGAUGGCUGACGGUGAACAAGAAGAAGCGUUUCUGUGAACUCCGCAAAUCCUCCGUCGUCAUGUUCAAGGAGAAGGAGGACCGUGAUCCGUGCGGGGCGAUUGCGCUGGACUGCCUGUGCACUGUCAUCCCGCCCCAGCAGACGGGCGCACCAACAGGCAUGCGCCGCAUGACAUCGCGCGGCGUGACCUUCUACGUCAACACCGCCGGCCAGCAGUGGGCCAUCACAAGCAAAACCGUCGCAGACGCAAAUCGCUGGAUCACCGCAAUCCAGGAUGCGAUUGAGUGUUGCCCUGACCUGACGACGCGGUUUGACAAGCUGGCGACGGCGCACCAGAACUCGGACACAUUCACACUCGACGAAGUCUUCCUCGACAGAGCCAUUCUGUGCUAUUCGGAUGAACCGCUUGAGAUGCCGCUGACGCCGCUGCCAUAUGGGAAGAUUGGCAAAGUCCCGUCCGGCAACGAAUACGGCCACCCGCACAUCGAGGCGCUGGCCAUUUUCCAGAGCAUGAUUCCGCGGUCAAAGGUCCGGUUUGGAAACGUCAUGGACGGCGAGCCGUGGAUCAGAAACCUCCUCCAGGUGUACCUGGAGGUGCCAGCGCUGAGAAACGAAAUUUUCUGCCAGAGCGUCAAACAGAUCACACGCCUGCCUGACAUCCAUGGGCGGUUUGCGAUUCGCCACUGGCAGCUGGUGGCGGCGCUGUGUGCGCACUUUCGGCCGGCAAGCAAGUACUUCAACUACAUCCGCGCGUGUCUUCAUCACGCGGCGCAGAAGAGCGACAACCACGAGAUUAUCCGCCAAUGCGCAAACUACUGCCUGGAGAAGAUGCAAAAGCCAGCCACACUCCCAGCCAUAUCCGAUGAACUGAUGCGUGAGAUUAUGAGCGGCCAAGGAUUUGCGGAAACGGAAUCCGCGCAGAUGGUCCUCAACCACGUGGAGGAGCCGGACUGCGAGGCGUGAGCUUUCACAUUGCUAAAUGACCCCUCUUCUUUCUCUACUUCUUCAGCUCCCUGCCCUUGUUCUCUCGCGCUGGCAUAUGUGUGCAUGAUUGACGCGCCUUUCCCCUUGGGCUGUCACUUCACUUCACCCUACCCAUCUCUUCCUCGUGUUCCGUGCACACCAUGUGGCGUUCCCUACAACAUGUUCUGUUCUUCCAUCAUCAUUCCUUUAUUUUUUUUCUUCCUUUGCUGACAUCCUUAUGGUUACACGACUGUUCACUUGUUCUGUCUGUACUGACCAAUUGAUCGCGCGUUUUUGUCCGCUUUCUGCUCGUCUUCUUUGUACCGCCCCAGCUCCAACCCAUCCUCAUGAUUUCCGUGUUGGCGGUGGGUGAGGCUUGGGUGUUGCCUGUUUGCUCCUGUGCACCCUGGGGGGGGGGGGGCGGGGGGGCUU
Salpingoeca rosetta is the source of this 2076-nucleotide messenger RNA. RefSeq lists its product as uncharacterized. Gene Ontology annotation, cellular component: cytoskeleton. Bases 334 to 1644 code for a protein of 436 amino acids. The transcript is spliced from 13 exons. The record is from RefSeq and is a predicted model, not a curated record. NCBI's taxonomy places the organism in Eukaryota, Choanoflagellata, Craspedida, Salpingoecidae.